Molecule: messenger RNA, 2328 nt
Organism: Wallemia mellicola CBS 633.66
Lineage: Eukaryota; Fungi; Basidiomycota; Wallemiomycetes; Wallemiales; Wallemiaceae
Product: initiation factor 2
Exons: 6
Coding region: 13-2316 (767 amino acids)
Biological process (GO): translational initiation
Molecular function (GO): translation initiation factor activity; GTP binding; GTPase activity
Source: RefSeq, a predicted model, not a curated record
UCAACUAUCAGGAUGCUGAGAAGACAAUUAGAGUUCCUGGCGCAUGGAGGUCCCUAUAGGAGGAUAUCAACAUCACAGACGCUAUUAAAUAAAUGGGCCAGACCUGCAGAGCUCGAUUUGCCGCAAUCGGGAAAGGAAGAAAAGAAGAAGACUACAGGAAAUACCCAGAAGACGUUUAAGAAGCCAAUGAAUAGAAAUAAUACUAGGAAAUUUGAAGGGAAUGUAACUAGAAAUGCGCCUCUAGCUACACCUGCUACGCCUGCUACACCACCUAUCGACGACGUCAGCGUAAAUAAGCGCAAUAAGCUCCCAAUGAAGAAGAAGAAGUCAAAUAGAAGCUCUCUAUUGGACAGUUUAGAUGAUGACCAACCACAGAAUCAAAGAAAAGAGAAGAAGAAUGUCAAUCAAUCGCAGAACAACAGUAAAGCCAAAGUAAAACCAAAGCAGAAGCAAAAUAAUACGCCGGCGAAAAGGCAGGUAUUUAUACCAGCCUUCCUAUCAGUCGCGAACCUCAGUCGUUUGUUUAAUCUACGUUUAGACAAAUUACAGCGCACUAUGAUUCAUGCUGGCUUAGAUAACGUACAAUUUGACAGAGUGUUGACUGCAGAAGAUGCCAGUUUACUUGCCAUGGAAUGUGGUCUUGAACCGGUUGUCAAUGAAGAGCGAGCUUUUGACUUGUAUCCAUCACCACCACAUCCAGACCCCGACUCAUUACCGUUACGACCACCAAUUGUGACAAUCAUGGGACAUGUUGACCAUGGCAAGACAACACUCUUGGACACACUCCGGUCAUCCUCAGUCGCACCAUCUGAAGCUGGUGGUAUUACCCAGCAUAUUGGUGCUUUCUCAGUGCCUUUAAGUGGUAUAUCUGCAGUAUCAAACGAUGCGAGUACACUAAACAGCAUUACAUUCCUCGAUACACCUGGACAUGCGGCGUUCACGAACAUGAGAGCCCGAGGCGCAAGUGUGACUGACAUUGUUGUUCUUGUUGUAGCAGCAGAUGACGGUGUCAUGCCACAAACGAAAGAAGUUAUAAAGCUCGUCGAACGUUCAGGCGUAGGUAUGAUAGUAGCCAUAAAUAAAUGUGAUAAACCGGGCGUAGACCCACAGCAAAUAAAGUAUGACCUUCUCGCUAAUAACGUAACACUCGAGGAAUUUGGUGGUGAAAUUCCAUCCGUAAUGGUAUCAGCUUUGACUGGGAAAGGACUAGAUGAUCUCAUGGAUACGCUCGCCGUACUUUCUGAAGUGAAGGAUCUUCGGGCAGAGAAUACAGGAAAAGCUCAUGGUGUUGUACUCGAAAGUCGCGUUGACAAGGGCAAAGGUAAUCUCGCGACCGUGUUGGUCACUCGUGGAGAACUCAAAGCCUCAUCAAGUAUAGUUGGCGGAACUACCUGGGCGAAAGUGCGUCAGAUGGAGAACGACAAAAAGCAGGCAAUCAAGAAUGCAUCGGCUGGCCAGCCAGUCAUAGUAGCCGGUUGGAAAGACCUCCCCAAAGCUGGAGAUGAAGUGCUUGAAGCAUCUGGAGAGGAGGAAGCCAAGCGUGCAAUUAACAACCGCAUAGAGGCACUUGAGCGUCUUAAGACGAUGUCCGAGUUGGAGGUCAUCAAUGAAAAGAGACUGGCUCACAGAGAGUUGAGAGAAGCUUCACAGGAUGACAACGUGGAGGAGAUUGCAAAUGAAGAGCCAUCCAUUAAGGAGCUUAAUUUGGUAGUAAAGGGUGACGUUAGCGGUACUGUUGAAGCAUUCGUCGCUGCUCUCGAGGCAGUUGGCAACAAAGAAGCAAGAGUAAAGGUCAUUACUAGUGGUGUUGGUGAUAUCAAUGAUUCUGACAUCACUCGAGCGGUUGCUGGUGAAGCAUCCAUUGUUGGAUUCAAUGUUAAGGCAACGAGGAGUAUACAAAAUGCUUCAUCUAUGUCAAACGUCGAUUUGAUGGUCGAUGGUGUCAUUUACAAACUUCUUGAUAAUGUGAAAAGCCGCGUAGCUGAAUUGCUCCCACCUAUUACAGAAAUGAAAGUACUCGGUGAAGCCACAAUCCUCGAGCUCUUCGAUAUAAACGUCAAAGGACGUCAAUUUAAACGCGUAGCUGGUGUGAGAGUUGCAAACGGAAAUAUAACAAGACAAGCAGACGUUCGCGUCAUCAGGAAUGGAGAUGUAGUCUACACUGGUAGUCUAGAAACGUUCAAACAUCACAAGAAGGAUAUCCACCAUGCAGGAAAAGGCUUAGAAUGUGGAUUAGGCUUUGCAGAUUUCCAAGAAGUUCAACAGGGUGAUAUAAUACAAUCUAUUGAAACUACAUCACGUCCUCAAAGUAUGUAAAUGAUGCUGAAG